This is a messenger RNA of Annulohypoxylon maeteangense, 2625 nucleotides long. RefSeq names its product Nonaspanin. NCBI's taxonomy places the organism in Eukaryota, Fungi, Ascomycota, Sordariomycetes, Xylariales, Hypoxylaceae. The record is from RefSeq and is a predicted model, not a curated record. Gene Ontology annotation, cellular component: fungal-type vacuole membrane; endosome. Gene Ontology annotation, biological process: vacuolar transport; protein localization to membrane. Bases 307 to 2253 code for a protein of 648 amino acids. The transcript has 3 exons.
GAAUCGUACAGCAUACGGCAUACGCAACCUAACAUAAUAAAUAUUUUGGAGCUGCUAGACCUUACCACUUGAAACUUGAAACCAUCGUCGAAACUUUCUCUACCGGAGCCGUUCUCGCGCUAGUCGUCAUUUGACAUGAUACUGUAUUUGUAUUUGUCUUAAUUAUUCUUCAUUGAAUCUCAACACCUCUUCUAAGUUGAGUCUCCUUAUACCACCUUACCAAACGAGCCUUUGUGCUCUGUGAUUGGUCUUGAAUCCUUUUCUUACGGCGUUUGGUAAUACACUCCAUGUCCUAAAUAGUCCACGAUGAAGUCGAGAACGUUUGCGCCGUCCUGGGCGUUCUGCUCUGCGCUGCUGGCCCUCCCUCAACUUGCGACCUCUUUCUACCUUCCCGGUGUCGCGCCAACAUCAUACAAGCAGGGCGACAAGGUCCCUCUCUAUGUCAACAGCAUCAAGCCCGUGGCCGCCCAAGAUGCGCUCCUUCACUCUGUCAUGUCGUACGAUUAUUACAAUGAGAGGUUUCAGUUUUGCCAGCCCGAAGGAGGUCCGUCCUACGUAUCCGAAAGCCUUGGAAGUAUCCUAUUCGGUGACCGAAUCAUGACUUCGCCAUUCGAGUUAAAUAUGAUGAAGAAUGAGACUUGUAAGAAGUUAUGUGGCGCGAAAUAUGACAUGCCGUCAGCACAUUUUGUCAACAAACGAAUCAUGCAAGGUUACGCCCUGAACUGGCUCGUGGAUGGCUUACCCGCGGGCCAACAUCUCCUUGAUGACCUUACCGGAACGACGUUUUACAGUCCAGGUUUUGCUAUGGGCACUAUCUCGACGACCGACCCGGACGGCCCGACAUUUUUCAAUAAUCACUAUGAUAUUGUUGUCGAGUAUCAUAAAGUGAAUGGAAAGGAGGAUCAGUUGAGAGUUGUUGGUGUCAUUGUCCAACCCGCCUCGAAGGCGUACAAGGGUGACAAUCUGGAAUGCAACGACAAUCAAACACCACCCGUGGUCCUCGUGGAAGACGCUGGCGCCGAGACCGAAGUUACCUUUACCUACAGUGUAUACUGGACGGAAUCGCCAACCGCCUGGGCUACGCGAUGGGAUAAAUACUUGCAUGUGUUUGACCCGAAGAUUCAUUGGUUCUCUCUAGUUAACUCCGCAGUUGUGGUUAUCUUCCUAACCGUCACCGUAACCUCCGUCCUAUUCCGGGCCCUGAAGAAGGAUAUUGCAAGAUACAACCGACUAGACCAGAUCAACCUGGAAGAUCUCUCUGGUACCUCAGCUCUAGAAGAUGGUGUCCAGGAGGAUUCUGGCUGGAAGCUGGUUCAUGGAGAUGUUUUCCGAACUCCCUCGCAUCCUCUUCUCCUGUCAGUGUUCCUUGGUAAUGGUGCUCAGCUAUUUGUUAUGACCGGCUUCACCAUCUGCUUCGCUCUGUUAGGUUUCUUGUCUCCAUCGAACCGCGGCUCUCUCGGGACGAUCAUGAUUAUCCUAUACACACUUCUCAGUUUCGUUGGCGGCUAUGUCUCUGCGAGAGUCUACAAGUCGAUGAACGGCGAGAAGUGGAAGUUGAACAUCGGGUUGACCCCUCUUCUCGUUCCCGGGAUCGUCUUUUCGACAUUCUUCUUCCUGAAUCUCUUCCUCUGGGCUAACGGGGCCGCCGGCGCUGUUCCGUUCACCACGAUGCUAGUCAUCAUCGGCAUUUGGUUCGUUAUCUCGAUACCUCUUUCAGUCAGUGGUUCGUGGCUCGGAUUCCGCGCACCUGGAGUCGAACCCCCCGUUCGGACCAACCAGAUUCCCCGACAGAUUCCUCCCGCUACGACUUACCUAAAGCCACUCCCCAGCAUGUUGCUUGUAGGCAUUCUACCUUUCGGCGCGAUCUUCGUUGAGCUCUACUUCAUCAUGAGCUCGAUCUGGUUUAGCAAGAUCUAUUACAUGUUCGGCUUCCUCUUCUUAUGCUAUGGUCUUAUGAUCAUCACGUGCGCCGCAGUCACUGUUCUUAUGGUGUAUUUCUUGCUAUGCGCCGAGAACUACCAUUGGCAAUGGCGAUCUUUCCUAGCAGCCGGUAUGAGCGCCGGCUACAUCUUUGCGAACGCCCUGAUAUACUUGAUCAGCAAGUUAUCCCUGGGCGGCUUAUCUGGUACAGUACUGUAUAUCGGAUAUAGCGCUCUGCUUUCAUUCCUCUUCUUCAUAUUGACAGGAUCUAUUGGAUUCUUCUCUAGUUGGUGGUUUACGCAGAAGAUUUAUGCAUCUAUCAAAAUCGACUAAGUUACUACUUAGGGGGUAGCGAGAGAGAGGAAAGUGAUGAUGGUUCACCGUCCGAGGUAGGUGACAUGGGGACGAACUCGGACACUGUACUAUAUAAAUGUACAAUCGGCGUCAUUUUUCGUACGCCGUCUUUGCGACAUUCGAACAUGGGGCGAGACGAGAUUUUGACGAGUUGCAUAAGUGGUCUACGGGUACCAAAAGAUCCCGGCGUUUCUAGGAGGCGUUCUUCCAGGUUUAGGAGGGCUCUCACAUGUCAUGAAUAGAACGGGAGGAAAAGUCAGUUCCGGCCCCGGCGGAGCUGGGGUGGGCAUCGGCCUGGUUAUCCUCCAUCCUACGUACUCGGGAAUAUCAAUAAACUUCAUAAUUGCCGGA